AUGCUUUUGCGACUUGUGGGGACAAUCCGCAACCAGAAUGAACCGGCCUUUGUCGAUGUCAUCAAUCUCAUUCGAAGCAAUGCGCCAAUGGACGAGAUCAACGCUUGUCUGACAGCUAGCCAGGUCCUCGACCAUGCGUCUGUUGAAGAUGAUGGCCCUGCCAAGAUUCCGAAACGGUCUCCUUCCAUGUAUAUGGAUGUGAAAAGAAUCACUGAUAUUCCUGUCUUCCAAGUCCCAGCUAAGCCGUGGACGUCUGUGACAGCAGAUGAUGCUUUUGUGUCACAUCUCAUCUCUCUAUAUUUCACCUGGCAACAGCCUACGUUCAUGUGGGUUGAUCGAGAUCCUUUCUUGAGUGAUAUGAAGGCUGGCAAGCUUGGUUCGAGAUUCUGUUCGCCACUUCUGGUAAACAUCUUGCUCGCUGUGGCCUGUUUCUAUUCCGACUAUCCUGAGUCCUUUGCAAACCCGAGUGACCCCACGACUCGGGGUGAACACUUCUUUAACGAGGCAGUGGACCUGCUCAAGAAAGAAGAGGGGAGGGUACCAUUCACCACUUUCCAAGCAAUGGGGGAUAUGUACACAUGUGCGUGUGUUCUGGGCAAAGACAGAUUGGGAUGGCAAUACUUGGUCGAAACAGCCGAUUGCAUGCAACAAAUCAUGAGCAAACAGAAGAAAAUAAUAGCGGCCGCUAAAGAACAGGGCGAGCAAAUGGCAAGGUCUAUUGAUGUUGCAUUUUCCGGACUGUCUAGCUUCAUUCCCACCAUAAGCUUCCAGAAACCACCGCUCAUCAAGAGACCAACGUCACUCAACCGUUUACCAGAGAACCAUGACCCCAAUGAUACCUGGACUCCCUAUCCCCACCACGCUGGACCGAAACCAGCCCAUACCAACUGCCUGCUAAAUGGUCACUCAGAUCUCGCACCUGUGGUAUGGGAUAUAACAGACUACCUCUUCGGGGAUCAUGAACCCUCAACCGUUAGUGUCGCGGAUAUCGAUGUUUUCCAUCAACGCCUUGAUACAGUCAUGGAGAAUCUUCCCGAGUGUAUUCGCCCAGGGAAAACGUCAACUAUUGGUGCAAUGGACUUGCAUAUGAGGUACCACAAUACUGUCAUGGUGAUGUCCGGGAUUGUCAGCACGUCCAUCGGGGAGAACGACACAGAAACAAAAACCCGCAUCAACAACCAGCGAAUGUCCUCAGCGCGCCAAGUCGGCACCUUGCUAAGCCAAUAUCGGUCUACGUGGCCGACGGAGUGCAUGCCCAUGGGAAUGAUGCAAUACUCGACCCUUGCUCUAUUCACGCUACUUGAGGGUCUGGACGAGAAGCAAAAUCAAGUAUCCUUCGUGGAGAACCUGAUCGCCCUCCGUGCACUGGCUCGGCGCUGGCAGAUGGCCAAAGGCAUGCUCCGGCUUGUGCAGCUCACAGCAAUCAAGCAAGAAGUCCAACUUCCUCCUGAGUCUGAUAUUCUUCUGAAGGACUUUGAGACUGACUGGAGCACCAAUGACCGGAAGAGCUUCAGCAGCCAUUACCCAAACUUCUCGGUAGCCAUCCAACAACAAAACGAUGACUCAAUAGACGAUGUUGAAUUGGAUUUGUUGCUUGAGGAGUGGGACAAUCUCGCUGUGUCCGCGGAGACAUCAGAGAACGAUACCAGCGGUCAGUCUAGGGGCGGAAGCAGUGAAACCAAGACAUCUACAUCAAAUUGA
This is a messenger RNA of Penicillium brevicompactum, 1701 nucleotides long. RefSeq names its product fungal specific transcription factor domain-containing protein. Bases 1 to 1701 code for a protein of 566 amino acids. The transcript has 5 exons. The record is from RefSeq and is a predicted model, not a curated record. NCBI's taxonomy places the organism in Eukaryota, Fungi, Ascomycota, Eurotiomycetes, Eurotiales, Aspergillaceae.